This is a messenger RNA of Penicillium arizonense, 1713 nucleotides long. Its product is annotated as F-box protein. Gene Ontology annotation, molecular function: protein binding. Lineage: Eukaryota; Fungi; Ascomycota; Eurotiomycetes; Eurotiales; Aspergillaceae. The record is from RefSeq and is a predicted model, not a curated record. The annotation marks the transcript as partial. The transcript is spliced from 4 exons.
AUGCUAGAGAACUUGCCGUGUGAGAUUCUGAUGCUGAUCGCAGAUUGGCUGUCAGCUACCACUCUACGCGUUCUCAGCCGAGUCUCGUCCAGAUUGUAUGCAGUUUUGGUUCCUCGCAUAUACCGUACCAUUUCAUUCUGUGCAGCAAGUGAAUGGGCGCUGAAUGUGUUGAAUGUCGACCCUUUCUUUCUCCGUUUCGGUCCUUCACGGGCCGCGGACUAUCUCCAGCACGUGCGGCACCUACAGAUCAAAGCUCCAUUCCACCUUGUUCGGUUUAACCGAUGUGCAUACUACAACAUAUUUCGUGCAGCGGGGCUGCCGGAGUCUCCGGCUACACUGGGAGCCUCGGACGAGGCGACGGCACAUCAGCAAUUCCUAGACGACGUGAAGGAUCAAUUGCAGCUGAUAUUCACCCACCUGAAGCCGAAUAGACUGAGCACGUUUGAAUGGCGCCUAGGGACAUGUGUUCCGGUGGGAGUUCUCGACAAGGAAGGCUAUCUCAGUCGGUACCAACAGCGCCUCACUCGUCUCUCACUCGUCACUGACGGUACCUGCCCUGAAACAUUGCACCGCUUGGAAGGAGUGUCUAGACUAUCCUGCCUGACGGCGUUUGAGUGGGAAGGACUCCAACAUCCGUCCGAGGUUGAUUUGUUACGACAGUGCAUCCGUCGGAACUGGCGCCGCCUGGAUCAUCUGUCCAUCGGCUUCGUUCCAUCAGCUUUUGCCCGUGCUCUGUGCUGGGAGAGCCUUGGGCUUCAGCAAUCGGAGCUCGGGGUCGGGAAUAUAGGUACCGGUGAGACAAGGAACGGGGAUACAGGGAUCGGGAAUCUGACAGCUCUUCCCGCUCUGUCCACAUUAUCACUUUCAAAGGUGACCCUGCCUCCAGAUAUCUCAUCAGAGCGCGAUGCGAUAUUCUAUUCCCUGCGAGCGCUCACGCUGCGCGACUGCCCGAAUCAGCUGCGUCUCGUGCAAUUACUGUCGCGGUCACAAAAGCCGCUCCGACUAACGCAUUUUGAAUUUUCUUUCGAUUACCUGCUGCACGAACCGGGUGAAGGACGUAGCCUAUCUGCUGUUGUGCGGUUCUUAUGUUCGUUUCGUGGGCUACAGCAUCUAUACCUGAGGUUGUCCAACUUCCCGGCGUCAAAAUCUCACAUCCAGGAUGCCAUCCGACAUCACCAGUCUACGUUGAAAAGCCUCGUCUACCAUGAGCGCCAACUCGCUCCCAUCGAUGCCGAUGGCUUAUUUGAGGAUGAUCGUGAUGUGUCACCCGCGUGGGUAACAAACUUGUCUGCCAUUGUAGACCUGGGCCAGGUGUCUGCUCUGGGUCUGUGUGCUAGUCCAUCUGCAGCUCGUCUGUGCCUUCGACCCACGGCCAAGCAUUCCCAGCUUCAGAUUCUACAUCUGCGGUUCAGCGGCCUCGAUCGAAUCCACCGAGACAUCCCACGAGAGAUUACCACCUUUCUACAUGAGACGCGCAAAGGGUACUCACGGCAUCCUCGUUCGUGCUGGGGUUCUGUGAACCGGAAUGCCUCCAAUGAUAACUACAACUACGGUCCUAUUUUCGAUGAGUACUUUGACAGGUCACAAUUCGAGUAUAUGGACCCGCAGCAGGCAGUCCUUGCGUCUUCCGCAGCGAUUGCAGAGGCCGAGGAUCUCGUGUCGUUUGCUGAAUGGGCAUUCGGCCCCCACGGACUGCCGGCUCUGCAGGUCCUC